Dermacentor andersoni is the source of this 11706-nucleotide messenger RNA. It is a transcript of the gene Hmt-1, whose product is annotated as ABC transporter ATP-binding protein/permease Hmt-1. The record is from RefSeq and is a predicted model, not a curated record. NCBI's taxonomy places the organism in Eukaryota, Metazoa, Arthropoda, Arachnida, Ixodida, Ixodidae. Gene Ontology annotation, molecular function: heme binding; ATP hydrolysis activity; ABC-type heme transporter activity. Gene Ontology annotation, biological process: transmembrane transport; heme transport. Gene Ontology annotation, cellular component: vacuolar membrane.
UCUCUCUAGUUCUCUCCGCCGAAGCGAGCAUCUAUCACGAGUCGGCUAUGCGCGCGUUUUUGUCGGUAAACAAUACGUGACCUAUGACAACGCGAACGUAAGAAACUAGAGGUGUAGUGCUACUUGACAAAGCCUUUUACAGGACUCGUUUGAAUCACCGGACGUGCUGUCGUGAGGCAACAGCAAGGCCGACAAGAUGCGUUACUGCCCUCCAAAUGUGACCCUGGGCCACAUGUGGACCCGAGAGGGUCUCUCCCAGUGUUUCCUUGACACAGUGGGGCCACCUGUUCUUCUCUUCACCAUACUGGUAGGCGGGGGCAUCCAGUGGGCUGUGUACCACAAGUACGCCACACGCCUCGACACCAGACUACUACAUCGCAGAGGCUGCUACAAGUUCCAUACGUCGCUCAUGAUGGCAAUGGCUACAUCGUGCCUGAUACGGCUGGCUGUGGUGUCGGGCAUUGGGGGCGCCCCCCUCGAGGGCCACCAGCUGGUCUGGGCCCUGUGCAUGGCACCCGCCUGGCUGCUGUCGGUGCUGCUGACACGGCUGGAGCGCCACUGGGCCCUGCCCAGCACGCCCACACACGGGCAUGGCCUGCCGCUGCUGAUCUUCUGGGCUAUGGGUGUCAUCCAUGAGGCCAUGGCGUUUCUCGGGCUGUACCACCCUUCCUGGUGGUUCCAGGUCCACUCGCGCAAGGACAUAGCCGACAUGGUCUUCUUUGCGGCCCGCUUCAUCCUCUCCGUGCUGGUGUUUGGCAUUGGCCUCAAGGGUCCCUCGGUGCCAAGUGUCCAAGACUACUUCCUUUACUCGAGGGGUCACAUUCAGGAGACACAGCCACUUCUGGACGAAGAAAAUGGCAGUGGCAGUCCAUUCCGGGGCUUCAAGAACAAAGUGCGUUUGCUGCUGCCUUUCCUGUGGCCCAAACGGAACUGUCGCCUGCAGUUCGUGGUGGUGUUGUGUGUUGCGCUGCUUGUGUCGGGCCGCGUCGUCAACGUCUUCAUCCCCAUGCUCAACCGAUUAGUUGUGAACAGCCUGGCAGCACAAGGCACAAUCAUCUUCCCAUGGCAGGACAUCCUGCUCUACGUGUUCUUGUGGUGUCUACAAGGGCAGGGUAACAGUAGCAUCCUGUCCAAUGUGCGCUCCUAUCUGUGGAUCUCGGUGCAGCAGUACACGGUGAAGGAGAUUGAAGUUGAACUCUACUCCCAUCUACAUCAUCUGUCAAUGAACUGGCACCUGGGUCGCAAAACUGGCGAGGUGCUCAAAAUUCUUGACCGAGGAACCAGCAGUGUCACGUCCCUCCUCAGCUAUUUGCUGUUCAACAUCUUCCCAGCUGUGGCUGACAUUGUGGUCGCUGUCAUCUACUUCACUGUUUCUUUCAACGCCUGGUUUGGCCUGAUUGUCUUCGUCACCAUGGCCGUGUAUCUAGCGGCGACCAUUGGCAUUACUGAGUGGAGAACCAAGUUUCGGCGGGAGAUGAAUCAACUCGACAAUGCAGCCCAGGCUAGAGGAGUUGAUGCACUUCUCAAUUUUGAAACGGUGAAAUACUACAAUGCUGAAGAAUAUGAAGUAUGUGGCUACAAAGAAUGCAUUGAAAAGUAUCAGGUUGCCGAGUGGCGCAGCAAUGCGUCCCUGAAUCUCCUCAACUCCUGCCAGACGGUUGUCAUUGCGGUCGGCGUAGCAGGGGGCGCGCUGCUGUGCGCGCACAUGGUUGCAGGACACGAGUCGGGCCUCAAGGUGGGCGACUAUGUGCUCUUCCUCACCUACAUCAUGCAGCUGUACACACCGCUCAAUUUCCUUGGCACCUACUACAGAAUGAUUCAGCGUUCCUUUAUUGACAUGGAGAACAUGUUUGAGCUUCUUGACACUAAGCCAGAAGUAAUAGAUGCUGUGAAUGCACCAAAUUUGAAGCUGAAAGAGGGCGAGAUUCAGUUCACUAAUGUCUACUUUUCAUACAACCCUGAGCGGCCAAUACUUAAGAAUGUCAGCUUUGUGGUUCCAGCAGGCUGUACUGUUGCCCUCGUGGGCCCGUCGGGAGCGGGUAAGAGCACCAUAGUUCGGCUGCUGUUUCGGCUGUACGACAUCCAGAGCGGUAGCAUCACCAUUGACAACCAGGACAUUAGCAGGGUGAAGCAGAAGUCCUUGCGCCAGGUGAUAGGUGUUGUUCCUCAGGACACUGUACUGUUCAACAAUGACAUCAGGUACAACAUCAGGUACGGGAGAGUCGAUGCCACUGAUGAGGAGGUAGAAGAUGCAGCUCGUGCCGCCGAGCUUCACGAGCAGAUCCUGGGCUUCCCUAAAGGCUACGACACGGUUGUUGGCGAGAGGGGGCUGAAGCUAUCAGGUGGAGAGAAGCAGCGUGUGGCCAUUGCCAGGUCCAUCCUCAAGGGGCCAGCCAUUAUGCUGCUGGAUGAGGCCACGUCAGCGCUGGACACACGCACCGAGCGCAACAUUCAGGCAUCUCUAGACCUCGUCUGCAGAAACAGGACGACACUCAUUGUGGCCCACAGGCUGUCAACUGUGGUUCAUGCUGAUCAAAUUCUUGUGAUCCAGGAUGGGGAGAUUGUCGAAAGUGGCCAUCAUGACGAGCUUCUUGAGUACGGCGGUAUAUAUGCCUCCAUGUGGCAGCAGCAGCAGCAAGGCACUGCGAACACUGGGCCUUCGGAAGCAUCUGAUGAGGGCUUCCCUGAACCAUAGUUGCCUCUCCUUUGGCUCUUUGCCAGCCAAUCUCCUGGCUCGCCCAACGAAGUCUCUUGUGUUUACCUACUUUAUUUGUUGACCCCUAGGAUUGGGACCCAUUGUGACUAUGUUCUUGCAUUGGGCCUACAGUGCCGGCUGUAAGCCUUUGAGCACAGAUUUAGCUUCUGUGCUGAAGGGUUUCAAUGCCGGAUAUAACAUUCAUAUAUCUGCGCCAUCUGCUCCAGAAGGGCAUAUGCCGUUUGUUUCUUUUUCUUUUAUACUAGUAGCUCUUUUGUACGCUUGUUUCAUAAGUAGAUCUGAUGUCCAUGUGAAAUCGUUGUGUGCAGUCAGUCAGACAAUGCUGCAGCCAUUAUCACUACGAUAGAAUAUUAGUUGAUGUUGAGGUUAUUGUGAGGGAGUAACCGAAGGCCAAAGCACCGCUCCUGUAUCUCUCACUGAGCUGUGCUGCACUCACAAGUGAUCAUGCUUGUCUUUUAGUAUUCAAAGCUAUAAAUUUCCCUCCACUCUUUUCCUUCUUUACUAAAAUUCCAGAAGGAGGUAUUUAUUUAUUGCGUGCAUAAUGGUCAUUACACUUUAACCUAUUAUUGUUUUGUGAGAUGCUUAUCUUUGUCAACACCAGUUAAUUCAGAUUAGCAAAUAGCCAAAGCCCGUUUUUAUGCUUCUUGUGUUAGUCUUUCUCUAUGCGAAUCAUGUGUAGAAUGAAUGUGCAGACUUUGUGGGAGAACUGAUUAACUACAAUUUCACAGCAUAAACAAUCUAUUACAAGUUUGUGCACCAUAUGUUGCACUUACUACUUGUUCAGCGCUGAUGUUUUUGGAGAGGGGCUCACGUCGCCACCAUAGACAGUACUGUGCUAUCUUUGUACAUUUCGCUGAGCCCUUCUGGUGUGAAAUGGACAGAGCGUUACCAUCCGUUAUGACUUCAUGUACAUACAUAUUUUUUUCCAAUCUUGGAAAACGGAUGGGAAUUUCGGCUGCCUGUGCAUGUCGAGAGAGCAAGAGAAAAAAAAAAGAGAUCUUGCUAGCUACAUUCUCCUCGCAUGCCUUUCUAUGUCUGUUCAGUAUAUCAGUUUCUUUUGCCAGUGUUUCAUAUCCAUGUCUGGCUUGUUUUCAAGCCACACGGAAUGUUUACAAGACAAAAAAAAAUUCAUCAUGUGGUUAGAUGGCCUAGUAGUCCGGACUUUUGUGUGAAAUUGAUAGUAUGAUGUACUGCGUACAAAAGUGAGCCCUGAGCAGUUGCUCUGAACGCAUACAUGAUCACUUGUAAUGUUAUGCAGUGUUGCAGUAAGGUUAAUUGUUUGUUACUUCAAGUACAUUUGCCAGUGUAACACUCAUACUUAGUGUGUAGUUAAUCUUGUGAUAGUUGGAAAUGUGAUCAGUGCCUUAUAGGCACAUUUAUGUGCUUUUUGGAGUGUGAUAGAUGAUGGCCAAGCAUAGGGGACAAAUCUACUUCAUCUACCUGUCCUGUUACAGUCAGCUAUCCCUAGUUCUACCUCCAAUGAACACUUAAAAGUGGUUCAGUUAUCUUGUUUGGUUUAGUUUUGGUUUAAAAACUGUUCGAAAAUGUGCAGGCUCUCUUUUGGGGCUUCAGAAUGGUACUUACUUCAAAGUAAGUUUGAAUCAAAAUACGGAUAACCAGUGAAACACAGUGGUAUGUGGAAUUUGAUGGAUAUAAUGUUUAAAUGUGCGUUUAUAUAUGCUCCUUGCUCUCUACAGAUUCUCAUGCACUCGACAGUGAUCAUGUGCAUGAGAAUUCUGGAGAUGUUUCAACUGAGCUGCGGUCACGUUUGCACUUAAAUGUCACCAUGGCAGCGUGCACCAGGAAACAUGCAGACACAAUGUACGAUGUAAUCUGCCACGCGCAUUGCCUUUUAGUCAACAAGGCUAGCAAGCAAUAUGGAACUGUACGGCGGCUGGUCUGAACACACGCGCUCACUCUCUUACUGCCUGUGCAAGAGGCGCCGCUGCUACCUCCCGCAGCAAUUCCAUGGAGGCGAUGUGAGCCAAGCCUCUCCACACGAGGGGGACCACAGAAAUACUCACUCGAGCAUGGCUGGUCACAACGCGCGCUGCGCCCGUCAGCUGCACGCUGGUUCGGAUACCGUGCACAGGUUUCUGAACAGCUGCUCCCAGCGUUGAACAAGAACUUGCCAACCGUGUCUUGUGCAGCCCCCGCUAUAAGCAUGCAAAGCCAGAAACUAGUAGAUGAAGCUCAAAACAUUGAGGUUGGCAUGCGGAAGUGAUGGCACAUAGCAUUAGCAUGCACGGAUAAUCAUUUGUGACUGCCAGCUGUAACAGUAAAACAAGAUACUUCGAUAAGAAACCAUGGUUAGAAAACAUUUAUUUUCAUCUUAAGGUCAGCACAGUCCCUGGCAGUACUUGAAAAUGUAUUCGAACAAUAAAAGCAUUUGCCACUUGAAAAUGUUCACAUGUAUCUGCUCAAUCUCUUCUCGUUGCAGGAAACACACUAAUGAGACAGAUGCUUUUCCCUUUGAAGCUUUGACAAUGUUGCAGAUACUUAAAAGAACUGAAAGCAGUAACAGGCACUGCUUGUAAAAUCUGUAUAGCAUUCCUGUGCGACUCACAGUUUCCGAGGCAUGUCGUUUACAGCCUGAAAUGCUUUCGCGUUGGUUUGUAGAUGAAAUCAGAAGGCUUGUCAUUUUGGUCUGUUAGUUUCUUUGUAUAGUUGACAAGAAGAAUUCGGAGAAACUUUUUCGAGAUCAGAUAUGCCAAGCAUUUGGCGUGACUCCUGUCAACACCUUCCGGGCAGCACAGGAGAGGCGACUCUUCCAGAUGCAGCUCAACAAUUCGCAUCAAGGUUUCUAAAGUCUUCGAUCGUGGGAGUUCUUUGACUGCCUUUUCAAAAAAUGUUGAAAUCAUUUCCAGGAGAACGAGGAACUCCGGCCUUGGAUAGUGAAGUUCGACUUUCUCUUGUUCAUGCAGAAGUUUUUACAGAGGACUGCUAGUCUUGUCCGUCAUUGCAAGCAUGACGCAAGCGUCACACUCAAGAUCACUGAUAAGCUUGGCAAUAUAGCCACCUACACACACCAAGCCUGAGUAAACAAGAGACGGGAGGCGGAGCUGGAGGAUGUGCUCGCAGAGCUUUCAGUUCUUGAACUAUAUCCUGAGAAACAGAGGUUGCCGAUUUUUUUAUGUCUUCACCUUGUAUGAUGGCUUCGUGUAGUGGCAGUGCUUUUUCCUUUACAAUGUGAUCCAGAGCUGCUGCAACGGCUCUUGCAUCCAGUGUGUCAUUACCUCUGCACAUAAACCGAAGUUUUCUGAAUAAUGCCCAAGUAGGAUCACUGUUGAGUUUCCUAGUCAGAAUGUAGUUGACCCCUCUUCUCAGCAGUAAUUGGACUACCUCCACUGUAGGCUUUGUGCUAAAAAGUAGGGCAUUGUGUGUUUCCUCUGUGAAGCUCCCAACACCAUUUGUGAUAGAACAGUCUUGAAUCUUCACUUAGCUGCAAAAUUCAUUUUGCAGCCACAGUAGUCGGUCAUCAUUUUCCCUGAAGAUGGGCAUGUUGCAGUCGUUUCCCUUGUAUGUUGUCAUGAAUUUCAAACAAUUUAUUCAUAACUUUUAUGAAGUUGAUCGUAGAUGUUGCGUCCUUGAAAGCAAAGGGAGCAGAGUUGACUCGCGAGUUCUGCUGGAGGUGUUCCAGCGCCGUAAUGACUUGGGGCGAAAACACCUGCACGGCGUGUAGCAUGUUCAUUUUCUCAAGGUUUGAUGGAUGCACAUGUUUUUUUGUCAGAUUUCUGGCCAACUUUAUCGUCAUUUCCUUGUGGUGCUCGUACAUUUUCUGCACUAAUCUGCCACUGAUGAGGCCAGUGCCGUCUGUGAGCUCGUGUUCCAAAAAUUGACUGUGGACAUUUUUGAAAACAUGGCAAGGAUCAAAGCUUUAAAAAAUCACUUUCAUCGUCAUAAGGAUGGUUUACUGCAGUUUACAACGGACCACUCCCCAUAAGCUUAAACAUUGUUCUGUUCGCAGAGUGGUUAUUAGUAACAAUACGAAUCACUACAAAGCCGCAUUCCUCAACUGCAGAGACGACGUCGUUCGUCCAUGUAUACAAGUCUCUGCCGCUGAGCUGCGUUGUGAAGUAGUAUGAACAUGGGACCUUGUAUGAGCUGGUCAGUCCAUGGAGCACAAAACAUAAGACUCGGUUAGCAAGUAUUUCGUUCUUAUUACAUGGCACACCGUUUUCUGGCUUGUCUCUUACCCCAAAUACUAUGUAAGACUUGUCAGACUAUGUCAGACUAUGUCCCUGCCGCUGAGCUGCUUUGUGAAGUAGUAUGAACAUGAGACCUUGUAUGAGCUGGUCAGUCCGUGGAGCACAAAACAUAAGACUCGGUUAGCAAGUAUUUCGUUCUUAUUACAUGGCACACGUUUUCUGGCUUGUCUCUUACCCCAAAUACUAUGUCAGACUUCCGAUCAUAGAUGCGCAUAGGCUUUUUUGGAGCUUCAUCUAUUAUUUGUUUCAUUUGUGGCUAAGAAGGGAAGCCUUGUGGAUCAGCCUCUCCUUCAUGGCGCUACUCAUUCCAGAAGUUGAGCUAGGACUGACAAAGCACUGCAAUGUGUACUUGUAUGGCAGUGUGAGCAGUUCAGUUUGGGCAUGAUCAAAGCCUUUUUGCAAAAGAAAGCGUCAUAUGACGUACUCUCUGAUUACUUAAUAAAGGGAAAAUCAGACAUCCACCCGUUCGUAGCAACUGCUACAAACCCUUGCGGGUUUCCGCAGAACUGCUACGUCAAUCUCUGAUUACUUGUUCAGGGUAAGACUGGAAUUUCUUCUGGUAUCGAUCAGUUUGGUGAAGCAGGAAGACAGCUUUUUUACACUCCCUUUUCGGCGUCUGCAGCAAUUUUUUGUCAACGAUGAGUAGUGCUUCUCAUCGUGAUAUGAAUAGAUAACCUUUGUCUGUGCUUCUAGUUGCUGCCAUACUUUUGAACACUUGGAAUGCUAAUACACUACCUGUGAACUUUGCCGUCAUUAAUCGGUUACGACUUGCUCGCUGCGCACUGUAAAUGUUUGUUGUUUGCGUGCAUGUAGUAUCUUUCUGCUAGGUUUCAUGCUCUGGCGACUCUAAAGCUGCAUUCUCACAUUCUUCUGGGUCUGCUUGUCGUUUUUCUCGCCUUCUAACAAGGAGGAGUGUCUCGGACUUUUGGGGUCCUACGUGCUUUCUUCACACUGGGUGCUAGGUAAGACGGAUAGCCUUCAAAUAUGGUUGGAAGCGCACUGGGACCAGUUUUCUCAAUUUACAAUCACUGACAUAGUCACUCGCUAAAAAGCGCUUGCUGCAUACUGUAGUUGAGGGUGAUUUGUCGUUAAUUACGAGAUUCUUCCGCGAGAUGUUUCUUUGCCAUUUGUCAAACAGUUCCCGAUCAGCUGAAAACUGUUGAUACACUGGGAGUCUUUCCAGACCGCGACUGACAAAAUGGCACACAACAAUACACCAUAGCCACAAUCUUGAUAUGCGAAGCUUCACAAGUCUGUGAUGCUAGUAUCCAUGAAAAGUCAGAUGCAGAAACUUACUGUGAAACGUGACUUUGUCAACAAGUCAUGCGAAGCAUGCGGCAGGCUUGUAGAUCACUUCACAUGGCAAACCAUUCAUUCACGCAUUUAAACACAGUAAAAAUAAAAUAAACAAACGCAGCCCAUGGAAAAAUGCGCUCUCUUGCACUCCGACUUGUUCGAAACCGAGUCCGGCGCCGCCACAGCAAGGGUUGGCUCGUGGUGCCCUCUGGCAGAGAUCAUCAGCGCAGCAGCACAGAAAAAUAUGCAUUGCCUCCUCGAAGCCUGCUCAUGCUGUAAGGAGAGAGCAAGCGUGCGUGCCCAGACCGGCUGUGACUGUACUUUAAAAGUGCUUGCAAAGAAAAUUUGCUUACUAAGAUUUCUGACAAGCAGGCAAGCUGUAGGUCCAUGUGAUCAUCACUGCGUACACAAAGCUAUCUAGCUUUUUUAUCUACUUUAAGAGCAGCUGAAACUCGUAUUGCUUGUCAUGUGGUUUCUAUUUUCAUGCUCGUGUAUUGUUCUGGCAAUGGGGACAAUUGCAUGUUUUUUGUUGGGUUUAUUUUUUGCAAAAAGUAGGCAAAAAAUUAUUUAACUUGAUUCACCACUUUCCAGAGUGUAUAAAAGAAGAUUGGUUUCUUCUAGUGGAAAGGUGUUUGCACUAAUGUGCUGCAGGGUUUUUUUUUUUUCUUGUAAUAGGCAAUUUGCAAAGCCUGCAAGUGAGCUUCUACACACACCUCAUUUGAUCUAACCUAGAUAUGAACCUGAGGCUAGAAUUGUAAUUAUGGUUUCAUCGUGCUGGCUGGUAACAUCAUUCCUGCCGCCCUUGAUUUUCUGCAUCGUCUAAGCUUUCAAAAUAUGUAUCUCGGCUUUAACAAUACCACUUGCGAGAAUGCAGUCACCUCUGUUAGGGCAACUCAUAUGUGUUGGAAAGCUUGCUUAGAGAAUUUUGCAUAGUGCUUCACGAUGUGGAAUGCUCAAUCACCAAGCAUCCACCAGUUUGUGACCGUUGUGAAAAGGUACUCUCUCGGUGUUUAAAGGAGCAGGCUAACGAGUAUACACAAGAGAGGCCACAGGUCUGCAAGAGCACAACAAAUGGGAGAGGGUGUGAAGGUGCAACGUGGUGCAGCAACCCAAGCCGCUACAGCAAUGUGCGCACACAUCUGGCCUCAGUUAAGAGCAUCAUAGUUUUACAUAGCACAAUGGGUGAUUGACAUUGUUGUUCCAGCCUUGUAGCUAAAUGCACACACGUCAUGCUGUACUCAACAGUUAUAUAAUAAUAAGCCCAUGGCUGUUGUCGCAUUGCCCAUGUUCAGUUUGCAAGCAAUUCUAAUAUUUAUUUUGUUACUUUGCCGGCCAUUAAAGGUCUCAUCUGGCCUUAGAGCAUCAUGGUGUUACUGAAGCACGAUGGGUGAUGGGCAGUUUUGUAUUCAUCAACCUGCGCUGGGCAAUUAUUUAACAAGACUAUGGCUGCUGCCAUGUUGCCUCUGUUUAGCUGGUGGAGUAUUUGGUACAAUUCUUUUGUUUUCGUGGUGAUCAAAAGUUCCCUUACAUCAUAUUUGUGGUUGUGUCACGUUCGUGCCAAGACUGUACUAGCUGUCCUGCAUGCGCACUGUGUAUUAUUUUGUUUCCCUCUGAUGGUGCGAUUAUGUAGAUGUUUUAUUACCUCUACAGGACCUGCAGCUGUUGUGUUUACUCAAACAAAAUAACAUCAUCUUUUUUCUCAGGCUGACGGUUAUCAAAGAAUUGGGGAAUGUGUUGCAUAUGGAGGAGCAUUUGAAAUUAUGCUAAUGGUGAUCGAACAUUGUGCAUAGAAGAUGGUAUUCACACUUGGAAGAAACAUUCAAAUGCUGCAAAUAGACUUUUUAAAGUAGUAUUUAAAAAAAUGAGGGAUUGUGCUCAAAGUUUUAUAACUGAGAAAAUAUUUCACCGGUCUAAAAUAUGCUGGUAGACUUCUUGCAGCUGUGCUACACUAUUGUCUAAGCUGCCACUUGGUCAGCUUAUGAGUUAAUUUCUGGGGUCAUACAAACAAUAUCAUCAGAAAUUCUUUUAGUGGUUGAAGAGUCAGUAUUUAGAUUCUGUCUUUUUUCCUGUCAUCAUCUAAAGCUGUGUUGUUUCACACAGCUUCAUCAUCACUCAUGGUAUCCUAAAUGAGCUGAAUUGGCAUGCAUUUUCUUGCAUGCUUGAGUUAGUCAGCUAUGAUUUGUUGGCUUAUUGAAAUUAAAUGUGGUUGUCAAGCCUCAGUGCCUAGGAAAUGCUACUGUAAAAACAAUGUUCAAGCAUGUUAUCCUGUUUGAUGUUUUUAUUUUUUCCUUUCUAUAUCUUGACCAUCCACUGUUAUAGUUCUUGAUACAGCAGGCUAUGUUAGGUUAUUCACAUUAUAUUUGUGAAAAUCCAAGCAUAUUUGCUUGGUGUUUUUUGUAUCCAUGGGGCAAGCAAGCCAGGUGCUGUUGAGACCCACUCUAGUAAGAGAUUGUGUAUGUGUGCGAAACCUAGACAUUCAUAUUGCAUGCUUGUGAUCUAGGCUUUUUGAACAAGUAAAUGGUCCUGUGGCCACAUUAUAGUGUUAUGUCUGUGGGAUAGAGUUAUCUGAACAUAUUCAUGUUGUAUUUGGGACUUUUUUACCAUUUCUGCUGGCUUAUAUUUAGCAGAGUGAAUGAAAACAAAGUCAUGAACACAGUGUUGUGUACUCUGCUGCACAGGGCACCACUAUGACUGGCAAUUGAUGUCCAUAUAAUGAUUACUACAGGACUGAGCUUGCACAUCAUUUGCUUAUGUUGUCCUCACGACAAACAAGGUCCCAAGUGGCACAAGGACAUAAUGGUUGUUUCACCUAGCUUGAAGCAAACUUAGAAAAGAAAGGGGUACUUUCUUUGUGGUUAUGACUAAUAGCAUUUUGUUAUGUCAGAUUAAGCUACUUGGAAUAUCUUUCUUCCUCUUUUUUUGGUUGGACUUUGUUAGCUAUUUAGUUAGAUCAGCUGUGCAAAAUUUUAAAUAUUGAUUUUGUGGCACAAGUUAUAUUUGACAGCUGUAGAGCAUGUUCAGAAGCUUGUGCAGCUGUUUCAAACUUUUAUUUGGUUCUUCCUUUUUGGGGGACUUCGAAGACAGCUCAUGAAGUACCAAAAACCGGAUGCAUAGUGGUCUUUGAAAUCCAUAAAUGGGAAUCUGAAAUUUCUGAGGGUUUAAAUACCCUUAAAUUAUAAUGAACUGCUUAAAAAUAAUUGAAUGUUAUUUUUUGCUAAGCUUAGGAGACCUCUUUUGGAUGCCUGACCACAAAAUUGGUACAAGCUAGUCAAGCCAGUUCAGUUUGGGUAGGAGCUUGUGGUGGGAGAUGUUGAUCCCUAUCCAUGUAGCCUUUGUGUUUAUGCAUAGCAAAAGUAAACUUUGUUUAUUGUUCAUUCCACUGUCUUGUUUUCAACCUUUGAAACUUAGCGUUGCAUUAGUCCUUCAAAAUGCUUUGUUGGCCUUUGGAAGUCCUUAAUAAAAACCCACAGUUUUAUUUCAUGAAAA